AUGGCACAGCUGGAGGAGCAUGGGCCUUCCAUCUGUGGGGUGAGUACUGUCAGUAUCGGGCUCACGACCUCGACCUCCGACCGUGAAAUGCCAGCUGUGGGCUCCUUGGCGCGUUUGGCCAAGGAGCCGGAGCCCAACGAAUGGAUGGCCAGGAUCCAGGAAUCACUCCAAAACAUAGAGCUGUCCGUCUCUGCCCAAGCGGCAUCCAUGGAGCAACUUGUUAUUGCCAUAGGGCAGCUGACCCCGAAGAGCAGUCCAUCAAACGAACGGACGCCUGAACGAUUUCCGGGAUCCGAACGGCCUGCUGAGAACGUGGCAUCGAUUCCGGUGCCCGGAGAAAUGCCACCGGCGCUGCCCCCUAUGGUGCUAGGACGCGUAGCCGAACAGUCAGAGGAGAGCGAGUUCCCACGGUCGGACGCCAGCUUUCGAAAGAGUAAUGCUUCUCGCCGCCGGAGCCGCCAUAGCAGUGGAGAUGGUCGUGCUUCGCAAGCUCUUGACAGAUUUCUUGCAAGUCGCGAUCCUCAGUCCGGCCAGUACGGCAUGAUGAACGAGCUGGAAGAGCAUCAUGCCUUCCGGCUCAUUCAGGCGCGUCGAACCGGCAGAGCCCACUCCCAGACGAAGAAGCCUCGCGCACGAUCAAAGGAGACUCCAGCUCGACCUGACUCGCCAUCUCCGAAGAGGAGGGCACCAACCAUCACCAGCAGAGCCGGUGCAGAGGACAAGGAGGUGAUGCUAAGCAGAGUGCGACGGGUGUCCCUGGAGGAUCUUCGAAACAACUACGAUGCAGUUCUGGUUAGCCGAGCAAAGCUUCCUACAUCAACCUGGGAGACGGAAAAUGCUACAGCACUGACCCGUGUUGCUUGGUGCCUUCUGUGCGUGACGGGCCUUCUGACGUUCCGGGAUGGGCGCUUCUUUCGGCUGCUAUCCUGGAUGAGCUUUGCGGUCAUACCUGGGUGUGCCACAUUGGCUCUCGCAAGUUUCAGCCUCACCGUUGGUGCCGAUGUCUCGGUGGUGGUCAGCUUGUGUUGCUUCGCCUGCGGGGUUCUCGUGGCCACCGUGAGCCUCAAGCAUGCCGGGAUUUCUUUGCUCCUGGGUCCCUCUGAGGCUGCCCUGGAUGAGUACGCCGCGGAGGCUGGCUUCCUGCGAGACUGGUGGAAGGUCUCCAGGUGGCGGGCUGUUGAAGUUGCGGUUUUCUCGGCGGUCACCCUGUUGGUCAAGGCGUCGCUGAAUCUUCUUCUGACCGGCAGUGUGCUGGGAGCCACGAGCACGGUCUUGGAGAUAUGGACCGGGGUUGUCUUUUGGAUACUCGCAGUCUAUUUCGUGGCGCUUGCCUACCUGCACCUGCACAUAUGUUGCGGCCUGGAGCUGGCUGUGGACAGCUUCGGCCUUCGCUUCUUCAAGGAGAUGAACAUGGAGCAGGCCAUACAAGAGUGGAACCAGGUGCAGGCGACCCUUCGCCAGGUCUCCCGGAAACUGAGCGGUUCGCUACUUUUGCUGGGCUCCUCCUGCUUGGCUUGCCUGGCCAUCCUGGCAGAGAAGGUCAUCCAGCAGCCGGGCAUGUUGACUGAUCCGGCGCUGUUGCUGCCCUGGGUCGGAUGGUUCUAUCCCCUCAUCCUGCUGUUCCUCUACACGAUGUUCCGCGCUGCCGCAGUUACCGAGAAGGCAAGCCGCGUUGCCCCUCUGAUCAAUGCAUGGACUUUUCAAGACCCGGAUCAAGACGAAGAGCAGGACACUUGCUGGAUGGACCAGGAUCGGCAGUACGUCGUCCAGUACAUCAACCAGAGCGAGGCCGGAUUUUACAUCCGCGGGGCGCGGCUCACAGUCUUCAACGUGCAGAAGAUGGCGUUCCUGGCCGGGGAUUUGGGGUUUGGGGUUUGGGGGAUUUGGGUUUGGGGCGGAUUUGGGGUUGAUGGGAUUCGCAGUUCAGGGUAUAGGGGAUUUGGGGUUUGGGGUUGA
Molecule: messenger RNA, 1956 nt
Organism: Symbiodinium sp. CCMP2592
Lineage: Eukaryota; Dinophyceae; Suessiales; Symbiodiniaceae
Source: the annotation of a GenBank genome assembly